AUGUGCCCGAUCCUGGUGAUGCUUUUGGCACAUCCUCACAGUGAGGUUGUUGCAAGUGUGCUGAAGGUUGUAGAGAACUUCCUCAAGAAUGGAACUGAUAAUCAAAUUCAGGUUCUCCAUGACAGCCAAGUUCUUCAACAUGUUUUAGAAAUUGUAAUGAAUCAUGACAACCUACCUCCUUUACAUCUGAGGAGUGUUUGUCGUGCCAUCGCCAAUAUAGUGAAUUACAGGAGCAGUCAAAUCCAGAGAAUGGUUGAUGCAGGUAUCUUCCCUUCGAUUAUUCAGAUUUCGAUUAACCAAGAGGUUGGUGAUACCAAAUAUGAGGCUAUAUACGCCAUCUCAAGCGUUGUCACGAGGGGAUCUCACGAGCAGAUUAGACACUUGGUAGAACAUGGUUCAAUUGCAGCAAUUUGUCAAGGCCUUCUAUGUGAAGAGCCUCUUGUUUCCAGGGUCUCCGCGGUAUUCUGAGAGUUGGAGAAGCUCAUAAGGUAGAUGGUGUAAACAUCUACACACAGAUGAUCACCGAGAACGGAGGGCUUGCUAAGAUCAAGAGUCAGAGGGAUGACCGUGAUGUCGGAGAGAUAGCAAGAAGAUUGUUGAGCUCAUACUGGCCAGGGGAAGUAUGAUAUACCUUGUCGUUCAGACCUCUAGUGUUGUGUAGUUAAAAACUUAAUGAGUUUUGUAGUUUUUGCCUUCUAGUCUUCUAGUAUUGUGUACUCUGGCUGUUUUGAAACUGUAAAUGUGGGGUGGGCCAUCAUCAUAAUAAACAACGCGACUAUCAACCGUACAACAGUAACCACCUCCAUCGUCAUAACUAUCACUGUAUCCAUUACUAACUACCGACACCAACUAUAACCAUAUGCUCCUAUGAAUCAUAUCCACUAUCACUAACGGAGCUUAAUUAUGACUCCUAUAUUUUUAUAAUUAACUAGAUUUAGGAACGUGCGUUGCACGUUUAUCCCAACAUACUUCAUAUAAAUUUUGUAUCAUAAAAUUUAUUAUUGUUUCGGUAGAAACUACAUAUAUCUUCCUAGUAAAAAUAUUAUAUCUUUAAUUAUAAAAUUGACUAAAAGUGCAUAAAGUAAAAAUAACUAUCACACAAAUUCAAUAUUCCAAUGAAGAUAUUA
Solanum lycopersicum (tomato) is the source of this 1127-nucleotide messenger RNA. The record is from RefSeq and is a predicted model, not a curated record. Lineage: Eukaryota; Viridiplantae; Streptophyta; Magnoliopsida; Solanales; Solanaceae.